Clunio marinus is the source of this 1548-nucleotide messenger RNA. The record is from the annotation of a GenBank genome assembly. NCBI's taxonomy places the organism in Eukaryota, Metazoa, Arthropoda, Insecta, Diptera, Chironomidae.
GAGUAUCAACUGUAACUAACCGGUGAAAGGUUUUCCGCUUUAAACUCUGAUUAAAUAAAAAUAUAGACAGAUAUCUGCAUACCUAAAUGCUUAAUCUUCGAUUUGUUAUUAAAAACCAUUAAAUUUCCAGAAAAAUAUAAAAUUGUAAAGGAUGAAGGAUAUUGAAAUACUUGAUCCUAACAAUACGGUGAAAAACCGAGAAAUCCUUCAUCGAUUAAUAAUAAGUCAAUUAUUCUAUGAUGGAUUUCCUCAAAUUGCUGCUGAACUAGCAAAUAGUAUAAGAACAGAUCCUCCAUGUCCUCCCAGCAAUCGAUUAUAUCAAAUAAUGAUGUCUGCUCUUCAAAAUGAAAAGAAAGAAGUGAACUAUGAUGAUGUUUCGAGUGGAUUGGAUCUGGAAUUUCAAGCUGAAGGUUCAGCAAUAGCUCCAGAACCAGCAAGUUAUGAAACUGCCUAUGUAACAAGUCAUAAACAUGCAUGUCGAUCAGGAUCAUUCAGUUUUGAUGGACAACUUGUUGCUACAGGUUCAGUCGAUGCAUCAAUCAAGAUCCUUGAUGUCGAUCGAAUGGUUGCUAAAUCAGCUCCAGAUGAUAACGAACCAGGUAGAGAACAACAACAAGGCCACCCUGUCAUUCGUACACUUUAUGAUCAUACCGAAGAAGUCGCUUAUUUGGAAUUCCAUCCUAAGGAGCAAGUUCUUGCCAGUGGAUCUAAAGAUGCAACCGUCAAACUUUUUGAUAUCAGCAAACCUUCAGUCAAAAAAGCUCAUAAAACGUUUUCCGAUUGUGAACCAGUACGAUGCUUGGCUUUUCAUCCAACAGGAGACUUUUUAGCUGUCGGUACUGAUCAUCAUUUAUUACGUAUCUACGAUAUACAUACAGGACAAUGUUUUGUAAGUGCAAUUCCAGCACAGCAUCAUAAAUCUGCCAUAAUCUGUGUCAAAUAUGCUGCGACAGGAAAAUGUUAUGCGACUGGUGGCGUAGAUGGAGCUAUCAAGAUUUGGGAUGGUAUCAGUGGAAGAUGUAUUAACACAUUCACAGAUGCUCAUGGUGGUCAUGAAAUCUGCUCUGUAAGUUUCACAAAGAAUGGAAAAUAUUUGCUUUCAUCAGGAAAAGAUUCUUUGGUUAAACUUUGGGAGCUUAGCACAAGUCGAGCUUUGAUAGCUUACACUGGAGCUGGAACAACUGGGAAACAAGAACACAACACUCAAGCAGUUUUUAAUCACACAGAAGAUUUUGUUCUUUAUCCUGAUGAAGCUACAACAUCACUUUGUGCUUGGAAUUCUCGAAAUGCUUCUCGUCUUCGUCUUACAUCGCUUGGUCAUAAUGGCCCAGUUCGUCACAUUGUACACUCUCCAACUGCUCCUGCUUUUCUAACAUGUUCUGAUGAUUUCAGAGCUCGCUUUUGGGUAAGAAGAUCAACAGGAAAUCAAUACUAAAACAACAUACUUGAAAGAUUUAUCAUAAAUCAUUUACAUUGUAAAAAUCUUUAUUUCAAAAUUCUUUUCCCCACCCGAAAGAAAUUCAUUUACAAUUAAGAUCAAUUUCAUAA